This is a messenger RNA of Strongylus vulgaris, 1293 nucleotides long. Lineage: Eukaryota; Metazoa; Nematoda; Chromadorea; Rhabditida; Strongylidae. The record is from the annotation of a GenBank genome assembly.
AUGGACACACAGGAAUAUGAUCCUUCACUUACUCCGAAAGAGGAGUCUGUAAUGGAUGAAAAGCCGGACCCAACUGAUCAGGAUCCAAACGUUAAAGCUAAACUUGAAGAAAAAUACUUAUUGGAAAGUGGUUUAUGCCAUCAGCCAUUGUGCAAAUGCCAGGAAAAUCCAAGUCGUCUAAGAAAUGCUGAAGAGGACAGCGGGGAGGCGACUCCUCCUUACAUCGACGGGAAGCCUAUGUGGCAUUACAAUAUCGGAAAUGACAUGGCUGAAAAUCUUCAGGAUCUCAACGCCACGGAAACCGAUCCUAUGAACACUUGUGACUCUUAUACUGUCAAAGCCGAGCCUCUGGAGGAGGUCGAGCAUAAUGACUACAAAUCGGGACGGAACACAGUGAAAACUGAGAUGACAGAAGCCGGCACUGUUGAACGUGAUCCAGAUGACGAUGUUCCCCACGUUGACAACAUAAGAAAGGAGUGUGACGAUAAUUCCCACCGUGCUGCCAACUUGAAUGUUAAGCCUGCUGGAAGUUUCACUGCUGCUGGGAGUAGCCAGAGUGUCAGUACAGCUCAACAUAACUCAAAGAAGGAUGCUGGUGAUGGAGAAAAAGUAGCUCAACCUCAGCAAGUAGCAUUUGGCAGCCAAUCAUCUACUUUAACUAAUACCACGACAUCUGGUAGCGAGCUGACUAGUCAAAAUCUUCCGCAAACCCGUCCUCAAAUUUCAACAACUGCCUUUGUGGAGCGAAAUCCCUCUAUGGAAAGCAAUUCGAAUGCUGGUGAAACAGUGAAAAAAGUUUGUGACUUCCGCGGUCGAACCUCUCAACAGAAGCUCAGACAGUGUGACAUAGACACAAAAACCGGUUUACCUCUUAUCAGCUUACUUUGUGACUUCCGCGGUCGAACCUCUCAACAGAAGCUCAGACAGUGUGACACAGACACAAAAACCGGUUUACCUCUUAUCAGCUUACAGGAUGGAUCAAUUUUUUCUGUUCCACUAAAAUUUUUCUGCAUGAAAUCAGAAAACCAACUCGCAGCAGUCAACAGCACGUAUGAGUUGAUUAGGGACGUAUGUGGUACCUUUCUCAUUCCCAAUGAUAUUCGCAUUAGCGAAACGGAGAUCACACCAAUACAAGGGCCUUUACCGGGAACAAUUCUUCCUAUUACUGAUUGCCUGUUCGAAGUUGUUGGCGAAGAUACACCCGACACAAGUGCAAAUCGGACACCCGAGCUCAGAACUGCACAAGAUCCAUCAUCAUCAGAAUCUCAGCAAAAAAAUUACGACUUGAGGUGA